Molecule: messenger RNA, 650 nt
Organism: Tripterygium wilfordii
Lineage: Eukaryota; Viridiplantae; Streptophyta; Magnoliopsida; Celastrales; Celastraceae
Product: light-harvesting complex-like protein OHP1, chloroplastic
Exons: 3
Coding region: 92-451 (119 amino acids)
Source: RefSeq, a predicted model, not a curated record
GCCCAUUUCAAAAAUAGUGGGACCACUGGACCAUCAAUCGCGAAUUCGCGAUAAGGAUUGAAACGAUCUGCGUCUGAAACCAGGAACAACAAUGGCUGCUACUUCGCUUGUUACUUCCUCCUCUCCGUUGCCCACAAAAUCUCUUACAGUUCGUAAUCUAAGCCAGCAACUCUUGCCCUUCCGGACUCAGAGUCGCAUCACUAGAAGAGCCAAGAAGCAAGGCUCUUUCACUGUCCAAGCUGCCAAGCUUCCUGCGGGAGUGGAAUUGCCAAAAGUGCAACCAAAGGUUGAACCACCAUUUCUGGGAUUCAGCAAGACUGCUGAAAUAUGGAAUUCCAGAGCUUGCAUGAUUGGCCUCAUUGGGACAUUUAUUGUGGAGUUGAUAUUGAACAAGGGAAUUCUUCAGGUAAUUGGGGUGGAUAUUGGGAAAGGUCUUGAUCUUCCACUUUGAAAAAGGCCACGAAGAGCUUUUGCCGAUGAAGCUCUGUAAUGGCACAUUUGAGCAUGACUAUUUGUACCAAAAAGACUCAAUUCCUGUUAUUUUAUGAACGCAGUCCAUUUCAUUUAAACAGCAAUCUGAACAAUCUACAACUCUAAGUAGACAUCUGUUAUUUGCCAAGAUGAUAAAUAAACAUCCAGUGAUUUUGCUA